AUGACCAUUCCGACUGACUUAAAGCCUAGCCUCGAUACCCUUCCCGUCGAGCUCAUUACCGAGAUCGCAGAGAUUCUACCACGCGACGAGGGCAAACACUUGCGCCUCGUCUGCAAAGACCUGGCUUAUGCUUUAGAGGGGUUCACAAUCGCCCGCGUCAAGCUUUCGUUUGGAAAGGGACCUCAAAUGUUCUUGGAUAUCCUCGACCACUUGAAGCAAGGCGGUCGACUCUCGUUUGUAACACGAGCUCUUCACAUCGCAACGUGCGAUCUCCGGUACGGUACAUUGUCAGCUACAGACCUUUUGUCUGGCCUGCGCUUUAUUAUCAAGUCACUGAAGAAUCUGGACGAGUUUGCGUUCGGCGGCCUCGGAAAUGGUAUAUGGGUAGACCUCCUUCAAGACACAUCCCUCCACCCUUCUCCACCGACUGCGCCACAUCACACUUCACGGUUCAAAGCUCUUCCUCCAAGCGACGAUACCGCUUGUCGAAGUACUCUCGGUCCUGGCGUCUCUCUCCGUGGACCUCACAAUCACACGAGGAGAUCGAGAACAAUGGGCAGAAGAAACGCUCCAGUUCUUCGAAUCCGUACGGGGACUCGUCGGGCGCUCGGCUCUUACACUCGAGUCUCUCGCGCUGAGUACGGGCAACGUGGAGGAUAUCAUUCAGCUGGGGUCGCCCGUGCUUCAGGGUCUUCCGAGGCUCUCGUCCCUGAGGCUAGGGUCUUUGUUCACUUUCCACGUCAUCCCUUGCCGCAAUCAUAUCCAUACCGAUUAUUACCAGCCUUGAGGGAGCUCGUUCUGGCGUCCCCACUGGAUCGCGACGUCAAAAACCCAAAGCAGGAGCACCUCAUUUGGCAUCUUCUCCAUAGAGCUGGGAUCAAACUCAGGAAUCUCCGUGCAGUGGUGGUGUUCCCGUUACAUUCCAUCGUCACGGAUUUCCUCACGUCGUUUGAAGGGCUGGAGGACCUCUCCGUGAUACUGUACGGUGGAUCCUGGUCGGCGGCAGCGCCACUUUCAUCCAUGGAGACGUUGUUCAAAGAUACCGUCUACCACCACCAUGCAUCGUUGCGUCGUUUGGAGGUCUAUGAUGCAGUCGUGGGAGCGAUGCGGAGGCAUCGCGAAGUCUACUGUCUAGACGAUCUGGUGAAAGAUCUGUUUUCAAAUCCGUAUGAGCGGCUGGAGGAGUUGACGAUCUUCUUUAACCCACCUACGAAAUGGCUUCAGGAGCCAGACGAUGUGAUGGAUCCCACCAACCUCCUCGAGGGUGUGAUGACCUACUGUCCCUCCAUCCAACAAAUCAACAUCCGGGUUGCCAACACCGAUCAUAUGCAAGAGGCGGCAGACAAGGUAAUCUGGCACCACCUGAACGGCACGCAACCGCAGCUUGGUGAACCUGACUGUACUCAGCCUGGCGCAAAGACGGACUCUGCGACACCGGAGCAGGUAGACUGGUGGAACGAAGCAGAAGCGACGGACCUCGAAGAGCGUCCCUACGACCCAUUCGAGGACGCGGACGCGUUGGAGGUGCUCUUUGAAGAAUUGGAGUUCUUUGAAUACGAUCAGUUUUCACGGUAUUGGUCAGAGUCUGGGUGGACUAGCAUGCGUCAGCGCAUUCGGGAUUAUCGAUACCAUGGGGUUGGCGAUAGGAAGUUACCGCUGCUGGCGGUUUGGAGGGAGAGGUGGGUACCGGUGUGGGAAGAGGAUAAAAGCCUGGACUUGGGUACUCCUGGAGGUGAGAGUGGGAGUGAAAGGCCGGGUGAGCGAGUGCAGAGCGCCAUCUGGUCAAAUGAAGACUGA
This is a messenger RNA of Coprinopsis cinerea okayama7#130, 1797 nucleotides long. RefSeq lists its product as hypothetical. NCBI's taxonomy places the organism in Eukaryota, Fungi, Basidiomycota, Agaricomycetes, Agaricales, Psathyrellaceae. The transcript has 5 exons. The record is from RefSeq and is a predicted model, not a curated record. Bases 1 to 1797 code for a protein of 598 amino acids.